AUGGUGAAACCGGCUGGGAAGAAGGCGACGUCGAAGGGCAAGCAGCGCAUCCAGAUCGAAUACAUCGAGGACAAGGAGAAACGGCAGGUGACCUUCUCGAAGCGCAAGGGCGGGCUGCUGAAGAAGGCGUCGGAGCUGCACCUGCUCUGCGGCGCGCACGUCGCCAUCGUCAUCUUCUCCCAGAAACAGGACGCGAACCCGAACCCUGCUGCUGUCGCCGCCGCGGCGCGUCCGGGCGGCAGAGGCUCCUCCUCCACCAGGCGCAGCGGCGGCAACGUGUUCGCGAUGGGCACCCCCUCCGUGGACCACGUGAUGAGCCGCCUCGCCGCCGGCGACCCCUACCGCCGCGCCGCGCUCGAGGAGGACGCCGUCGCCGGGCGCGAGGGGGCGGAGGCGACCGCGCGGCGGAGGGACGAGACCAAGGAGCUCGUGGACGCGGAGGAAGAGCGGAUGAAGGCCGUCGCGGACAAGGUGCUGCGAGCCACGGCCGUGGGCCGGUUCUGGUGGGAGGCGGACGUGAAGGCGCUCGGCGAGGCGGAGCUGCCCGAGUUCGGCGGCGCCCUGAAGCGGCUCAGGGACAACGUGCUGCGACGCCACGCCGACAAAUUGGUGCCUCAGUAG
Miscanthus lutarioriparius is the source of this 621-nucleotide messenger RNA. The record is from the annotation of a GenBank genome assembly. NCBI's taxonomy places the organism in Eukaryota, Viridiplantae, Streptophyta, Magnoliopsida, Poales, Poaceae.